Molecule: messenger RNA, 466 nt
Organism: Camelina sativa (false flax)
Lineage: Eukaryota; Viridiplantae; Streptophyta; Magnoliopsida; Brassicales; Brassicaceae
Source: RefSeq, a predicted model, not a curated record
UCAAAAAAAAAUGAACAGUCUCCUCGUACUCUCGAUUUUUAUAGGCCUAAGUAUUGGCUUAAGCAACAUGUUGGUGUCAGCAAAAAGCAAAGUCGUGAUAAGCAAUCAACUGGAACACAACAAACUCCUCAAAGUUCAUUGUCACUCAAAAAGCGACGAUCUUGGAGAACAUAUUCUUAAAAUCGGCGAGGAGUAUGAGUUCAGGUUUAACAAUAACAUAUGGUCAUCGACUCUUUUCUGGUGCCGAAUGGAGCAAGGUCCUCAUUAUAGGCACUAUCGGGCUUUUGUGGUGUAUAAGACUUCGUGGAGACACCCUACGUGUAAGUGGAUAGCUGCAGAAAAUGGAAUUUAUCUUUCUCAAGAUGGAAACUCUGCCGUCUACGAAUAUCAAUGGGUAACGAUACCGCCUUCAAUUAUAUGAAUGGGAAGGUCCGCAAUGAUAUGGGUUUUUGUAUUGUUUUGUUCA